AUGAUGACAGGCUUGAACGGGAAUAGCUCUGAAGCAGCAGCAUUCAGUCAAGUUGCAAUGGACCCUGCAUUUCAGAUGAUAACGGUUACCAAGGAAAUAGGCUUAGGCCUGAAUAUCGUGGGAGGAAUUAACCGCAAUGAAGGGCCCUUGGUAUAUAUUCAGGAAAUAAUUGCUGGAGGAGACUGCCAUAAGGAUGGAAGAUUAAAGGCAGGGGAUCAGCUUGUGUCCAUUAAUAAGGAGUCAAUGAUUGGUGUUUCAUUUGAAGAAGCAAAAAGCAUAAUUACUAGAGCAAAAUUAAGAUCAGAAUCUGCUUGGGAGAUAGGGUUCAUAAGGCAAAAACCUAGCUUGAGUCAACAAGAAACCACACAGCACUCAGCCCUCUUGCCAUCUUCAGGAGGAUGUGAGGCCCAGGUUUCUGCAACUUUUAAUAUUCUUUCUCAUCCUGAGAACUCUGAUCAAAAGAUGUCAUCCACUCCCAUCCCUGUAGAUACCACCUUGAUGUCUUUUAAAAAAAAUCAGAUAAAAACCGGAUUCAAGAAAAGAGAGCCAUCUCCAAUUACUUCUCCAAACAACAGCCCCACGGAUGUGUCUAAUACGAAUAUUAGCCCCAACUGGCCUGAUGAUUCUGGACCACAAGCAGAGAAUAUUUCCUUAAAUCCUUCGGUUCGCAUUAAGGUUGAAAAGCUGGAGAUGUCCAAGAGAGAAGAUUUUGUCCAGGUUUCCAAAGACCUAUUCCGCUUACAGCUGAAUGAAGUAGGCAUUGGGCAAAAAUCUACAAUGCUUGGUGCACAUGAAAUUUCCCAUUUAUUAGAUUCACAGCUUCUUGCUCGUGGUUCUUCAGAAGAAGAUGAAGUAGAAAGACUUAAGCGUGAAAGAGAUGAUGCUUUGAGAGAAGUCAGCAAACUCAAGGACUCGGCUGAGCCUAACACCUGCUUGGCAAAGGAAAAACUGUUGGAAUCAGAAAAUCAAAGGAUACAACUAGCUGAAGAACUCCAAAAUGUGAAACAAGAAUCUAAAGCCAUAGUGGAAGAAACAAGAGCUCUGAGAAGCAGGCUUCAUCUCGCCGAAGCAGCACAGAGACAGGCCCAUGGAAUGGAAAUGGACUAUGAGGAAGUAAUUCACCUAUUAGAGGCUGAAAUUAUGGAGCUAAAGGCUCAGCUCGCUGAUCACUCUGGCCAAAGCAAAGAAGGUUUUCAAGAUUUAAGAAAGAGAAUCACAGUGUUGGACUGCCAAUUGCGGAAAUCAGAGACGGCUCGGAAAACCUUUGAACUUACAACUGAGAAGUUGUUGAACUUUGUCGAGACAAUCCAAGAAGUGCUUUCUGAUCACUCUUCUUCCUUGUCAAAUCUAAGUGACCGAAGAUCCGUGUUAGGUUCCCAAACCCUGUUCCCACAACUUGGAAGGAAUGGACGCAAUGUCACAGCAACCCUGGUCCAGGAAUCCAGGGAGCUUGCUAAAUCUGUCCGUGCACUUCUGGAUGUGGACCGUCUACCUUAUGGAUGGGAGGAAGCUUACACAGCAGAUGGAAUCAAAUACUUUAUCAAUCAUGUAACACAGACCACAUCAUGGAUCCACCCUGUGACAAGUGCGCUGAACUUGUCCUGCUCGGAAGACAAUGAAGAAGAUUGCCCCAGAGACCCUCCCAACCAAAAGAGUUGAUAGUUUCUGAUAGAGAAUAGCAUCAUUUUCAGAAUGGCUUGAACUAGUGAAACUGGCAUCCAGCAUGCUGUGGGGACAAACCAAAUGCCAUGUGUAGAAGUUGUAAAAUAGGGGCAAUGAACUUAUCCUAUUUGUUUAAACCAAACAUCCUAUUUAAGUGUAUGCACAUUCCCUGUUCAGUUCAUUUCAACACUUACCCCUAGGAUAAUCCACUGGCGAUACACUAAUAGUUUUUUAAAAACAAUAAUCUUUUCAGGUUUUUCUAAAUGGUAAGGAAUUGUAUCUUUGCAAAAUUAUAUGAGCUAUUUUUCUUCCUUUGGAAAUAAGCUGUGAUGGCUUUGAAAAUGAUUUGUAUUUAAAUAUCCUUUUGAAAAAUUA
Molecule: messenger RNA, 2037 nt
Organism: Gracilinanus agilis (Agile Gracile Mouse Opossum)
Lineage: Eukaryota; Metazoa; Chordata; Mammalia; Didelphimorphia; Didelphidae
Gene: STXBP4
Product: syntaxin binding protein 4
Exons: 17
Coding region: 1-1659 (552 amino acids)
Biological process (GO): regulation of insulin secretion involved in cellular response to glucose stimulus; insulin receptor signaling pathway
Cellular component (GO): cytoplasmic vesicle
Molecular function (GO): syntaxin binding
Source: RefSeq, a predicted model, not a curated record